Molecule: messenger RNA, 1088 nt
Organism: Gloeophyllum trabeum ATCC 11539
Lineage: Eukaryota; Fungi; Basidiomycota; Agaricomycetes; Gloeophyllales; Gloeophyllaceae
Product: RNA-binding domain-containing protein
Exons: 5
Coding region: 78-725 (215 amino acids)
Molecular function (GO): mRNA binding
Source: RefSeq, a predicted model, not a curated record
GACACCUUCAUCAUCGUAACCGCAUUCUCGCGCGACGACGAGCUAAUACAGUCUCCUGUUACAAGUGCAAAGCCGCCAUGGAUCCAUACUCAGCAGGAGCUUACUAUCAGCAAUACCAGCAGCAACACGAUGUCAACCCUUACUAUCAGCCCUACCAAGGUCCCAUGUAUCCCACUGCGGGGUCAUCGACGUCGUCGCAUACAGCCCCGGUCCCUGCGAAUGCUUACGAGUACGACGUCGGCAUUCUCGCGCAGCAGAGUGUUUAUGUCCCUGGAGCUGCUAUAGACAAGCGCGGAGGUGCAGGUGGCAAGCUCGCAAAGGGUGGCAAGAGAACGACUGUACUGCGCAAAGGCGGAGGAAAGGUCUGGGAGGAUCAGACGUUGCUCGAAUGGAACCCAUCUUGGUUCCGGCUAUUCGUGGGCGAUCUGAGCAACGACGUCUCCGAUGACGUGUUGGCGAACGCGUUCAACAAGUAUACCUCGUUCCAGAAAGCUCGAGUUAUCCGUGAUAGGCUAAACGGAAAAGCUAAAUACGGCUUCGUGGCAUUUUCCGACCCUGAAGAUUUCCUGAGAGCGUGGAAAGAAAUGGACGGUAAAUAUGUUGGAAACCGGCCGGUCAAGCUGAAGAAGGCGGACCAGACGGCCAUUCGGCCAGUAGAGAUAGGGCAUAGAAAGGCCAGGCAGCUGGAGAAAGAGCUCAAGAAGAACAGGAAGAAGCCCUACUAGAUUUUCGCAUGGUGAGGAUGCGAAGAAGGGUAUAUUCAUUCGUAAGCUGGUCAGUCUUCCUGUGCCUCAAGUGUGCGGAUGACUGCUUUGUUUCUACUGGUUGUAGGGUGACGGCUUGCAUCCUCGAUCCGGGAUACGCAUUGGGACUCGUUUGAUAUGUUGAUCAAUCUUUCUGCCAUCAUCGAGUCAUUGCCAUCGCAGGCAUGCGCAACAGUACUAUCAGCACUGUCUGUGAAUCCGAGCGGCCUCGGUCGUUGAAUCCUUGUACUAUCACGUAGGAGAAGAGUGCUCUAAGUAAUAGAUCGAAUGAGCCUGCAUCUAGUGUAUUUGACUGCAGUGUAUUGCUAUUGACGUUGUCGUCGC